Messenger RNA from Odocoileus virginianus texanus, 2592 nucleotides. The record is from RefSeq and is a predicted model, not a curated record. NCBI's taxonomy places the organism in Eukaryota, Metazoa, Chordata, Mammalia, Artiodactyla, Cervidae.
GUGACUUCACUCAUUUAAUUCACCCUCUGUCCUUCUUUGGUUUCUUUAUUUCACUGGUGCUUGUGUUAGCACAUGGGCCUUGUCAAGCCCUAAAAUAGUUAUGCAGGUCAGCUUUAAAGAGGAAAAAAAAAAAAAAAAAGUUUUGUUUUAAAUUUUGCCUACAUAGAAGUAGAGUGGGACUACGUCAUUCCACAAGGUUCUCUUUAGAUUUCUAAAAGCAGACCUGAGCCUUGAGGUUAUUGGUUUUGACCCUGGUGGCAAUAAUUAAUCUUUUCCUAGUCACAUAUUUUAGAAACUUACAUAGGAAAUUGUAGUCUUUGUGUCUAAAAGUUUGCUGAUCCAUCUAGUAGCACCAAAUUUUUACAAACACAUGAAGUUCUAACCACUUUCAGUUCAGUAGUAGUAACUUCUCCUUUGCCAGAAGCUUUUAACUUUUUUCCAGAACUCCUAAAAAUCUCCAAUGUUGCUUGUGGACCACACCCCUGGAAGUAAAGCUUUGAACCAGGGCACAGGCUUAUAGGCUCUCCAAAAAUAGACCCAUAAAAACACAGGAUCUGUAGCCUCCCUACUGCUCUGCCUGGGAACGUCCAUCUGGGAGACCCAUUGUGUAUGAUGACUUUCCCAUAUUAGUACCAUUUUAGAGGUAGCAAAGGGUUUCCCUGGUGAUUCAGACAGUAGAAGAAUCCACCUGCAAUGCAGGAGACCUGGGUUGGGAAGACUCUGGAGGAAAGCAUGGAGGAAUACUCACUCCAGUAUUCUUGCUUGGAGAAUCCCCAUGGACAGAAGAGCCUGAUGGGCUACAGUCCACGGGGUCGCAAAGAUUUGGACAUGACUGAGCAACUAAGCAGAACACAGCACAACACAGAGGUAGCAAAAGCCUUUCCUAUACAGUAUUUCACCUAGUUUCAUAUUCAUUCCAUGAAGUAUCAAAAGAAGGGUUAAUAUAUUCCAUUUCUAGAAGGAGACAGGUUUUUAUUUUGUUUUUUUAAGUGAAGGUCUUCUUCCUAAAUGGGCAGGUAGACAUGAGCACAUUUCUUUUGUCUGCAGUGUCAGAGCCCUCACGUCUCCCCUCCUCGGGUUUCUCAGGGAGGAAGGUUUAAGUGCAUCAGUGCAUGGAAGGAGAGGAAGGCAGUGGUAUUAAAAGGAUGGAAUGUAAGAGAUGUAGGGUCAACAUUUUUCUCAUCUCUAGGAGUAAGAUCUGGACACUGAAGAAGCCAAAAAUGGUUUCCAAGAAACUGAAGAAUGUAUUCCGGGUUCCAGAUCUGCGUGGAAUGCUGCACAUGUUUAAAGAGCUAACAAGCGUCCAGUGCCACUGGGUGGACAUCACAUUGAAUCCCCUCAACCUAAAUUUGAAUCUUGUCCUUUCAGAAGAUCAGAGACAAGUACUAUCUGUGCCAAUAUGGCCUUUUAAGAAUUAUAAUUAUGGUGUCUUGGGCUCCCAAUAUUUCUCAUCAGGGAAACACUACUGGGAAAUAGAUGUAUCCAAGAAGACUGCCUGGAUCCUAGGGGUAUACUGUAGAAUACAUUCCUGUAAUAUAAAGUUUGCUGUUCAGGGAAGCACGAAUUGUGAAAAUGCUUACUCCAUAUACAGACCUCAACUUGGCUACUGGGUUAUAGGGUUAAAGGACAAAUUUAGGUAUGAAGCCUUUGAGGACUCUUCCACUGCUCAUCCUGACUCAAGAGUCUUGACUCUUUCCAUGACUGUUCCUCCCCAUCAUGUUGGUGUUUUUCUAGACUAUGAAGCAGGCACUGUCUCAUUUUUCAAUGUCACAAACCAUGGGUCACUCAUCUAUAAGUUCUCUAAAUGCAACUUUUCUCGGAAUGCCUAUCCAUAUUUCAAUCCUUGGGACUGUCCGGCUCCCAUGACACUGUGCCCUCCAAGUUCCUGAAACUUCUGUUCCCUUUCCCACUUCUGAUAGUGACCCUUGCCUUGGAUUUCAUCUUCUAUACCUGAGCCCAUCUGCGCCACUCACACCAUCUCUUCCUUCCAGUCUCCCAUCUCUACUUUAGAACUUGUGCUCCUCUUUGGGAUGCAGAAUGAAUCUGCUUUGAGUUAGCAGACAUGCUUAUUUACCCAUCGACUCUCUUUUGUAUUCUCAAAGAGAGACCUCUAAUCCCUUCUAAAGACAAAACAGUAAUGGUAUAACAUCUUUGCCCUCAUAAUCCUCCAUAUAUUUCUUUUUUGAUCACCAACAUAAAGAAACAUGGCAAAGCCUGUCUGCCACCAUCUAUGAUAUCCAGGACAAUCUACAAUCACUCCCCACCCACUACCAUCAACUAUUUGAGUGAAUGUCUGUUGCCCAGGACACACUCAGUUUAUCAAAGGGUCAUGGAAAAGAAAACACAGCAAUAUCUGUAUACAGAAUAACAAUUUUAUGUUCAGAGUGUUGGAGUUCUAAUCCUGUCUUGACUUUUACAAGGUGUGUAAUGAUGAAAAAAUUCCAAGCUUCUUUUUCCUUAGAUACAAACUAGGGUUUAAAACUGUGCCUUAACUUUUAAGAUCAUUGUGUAAAACUAAAUGUCAGUGUAAAACAACUAUUUAAGUGUCCUGCAUAAUUUAAUAAAGAUUUGCUCUAUGAUUACUGAAAAGUA